Gopherus flavomarginatus (Mexican gopher tortoise) is the source of this 5903-nucleotide messenger RNA. RefSeq names its product ORMDL sphingolipid biosynthesis regulator 3 (gene ORMDL3). The transcript has 4 exons. The record is from RefSeq and is a predicted model, not a curated record. Gene Ontology annotation, biological process: negative regulation of ceramide biosynthetic process; ceramide metabolic process; intracellular sphingolipid homeostasis. Lineage: Eukaryota; Metazoa; Chordata; Testudines; Testudinidae. Gene Ontology annotation, cellular component: endoplasmic reticulum membrane. Bases 141 to 602 code for a protein of 153 amino acids.
AAUUAACAGGUGGAGGAUGAAUACAAACAAGGAAGUACUUACUCACACAGCAAUUGUCAUGGGAUGUUGUGAAGGCCAGAAAUAUAACUGGAUUCAAAAUAGAAUUAGUUCAGGACUGCCUAUCCAACGCAGGAGCCAGCAUGAACGUGGGGACGGCACACAGCGAGGUGAACCCCAACACCCGCGUCAUGAACAGCCGAGGCAUCUGGCUCUCCUACGUGCUGGGGAUUGGCCUGCUGCAUGUGAUCCUCCUCAGCAUCCCCUUCUUCAGUGUCCCCGUGGUUUGGACUCUCACCAACAUCAUCCACAACAUGAGCAUGUACAUCUUCCUGCAUACCGUGAAAGGAACGCCCUUUGAGACUCCGGACCAGGGGAAAGCCCGGCUGCUCACGCACUGGGAGCAGAUGGACUAUGGGGUGCAGUUCACGGCAUCGCGCAAGUUCCUGACCAUCACGCCCAUCGUGCUGUAUUUCCUCACCAGUUUCUACACGAAAUAUGACCGGAUACACUUCAUAAUCAACACCAUCUCCCUGAUGAGCGUCUUGAUCCCCAAGCUACCCCAGCUCCACGGAGUCCGGAUCUUUGGGAUCAACAAGUACUGAGCCCCCUGGAUGAAGUGAGCUGAAGUGGAAGGGGAAACCCGGUGGUCUUAGUCCUCCCUCCCUCCCGGCCGGGCUAUAAUUUCACAGCGGCUCUUUAAAGGCAGUAUCCAAUAGACUUGUAUACCGCAUGCAGGAUCCUCGUGCCCAAUAAAUCUAAGCAAACUCUGGAGUAGCAGAAUCCUGAGUAGAGUGUAGCAUGGAGCCAGGAGACUGCGGGGGUGGACUUCUUGUGCUCCAGUAUCUUGAGUAGAUGCAGAUAAACUGAGACGUUGAGGUACAAGUAAGUCAGUGUCUGGAGAGACUCUCAUCCAGAGGCCAAUAUGCUGCUGGAGAGAGCAGGGGUGGGGAGAAAGCUUUAAGAGCUAGUGGUCAUUACUAUGGCAAAUGCACUUUAAAAUGCAUUGGCCCUCUUUGAGGUUAGAUGCACUCACGAAGGGCUAUGUGGGGAAAUUAAAGGGUGGCAUCGCCAGAUUUCCCAGGUGUGAAAAACUAGUUGGCCACUUUAAUUUUGGGAGGUGGAUUUUAUUCGUAAACCUCUCUCCUCCUGUUGGGGAGGGAAUCAUUUUUUCUAAUGAGAAAACAGGAAGGAGUGACUUGGCAUUUCCAGGGGAGCUUUCCCAUUUUCCAAGGUACAGUUUGUGUGUGAUUCGGGGGGGUGGAAUUGGAUUCCAAGGUGUUUCUGUUAAUUUAAACUAUAACCAAUGUCUGUCUUUGUUUAAAGUGGAAGUGGUUAUAUUUUAAAGCGUGUGUGAUUGGGCGGGGGGGUAUUCUCCCCCAUCACAUGCAGCCCAGCAGUGUUACCCUUAAUCCUACUGCCACAUAGGGCUAAGAGGUGUGAUGCUGCUGGUUGUUAGUUGUGUGAUUAAAAAUGUUAACACUGCCCAGGAGAGGUAUCUGAGUCACUUGACGUGGAGAUGGGGGAGAGGAGAAAGGCUGAUGACUGACAGGUUUGCUCUAGGUGAAGGAUGGAGCGUCGUCAGGUACGGUAAUGGGGUGCUGGUACAGGCAGAGAGGUGACCAUGUUUGGUUUAAAUGGGUCUCGUUCUCCCACCCCCUUUGCCCAGGACUCCAAUGUCUAGAUCUAGAUCAGUGGCACUUGCCAAAUACCAGUGCUGGGCACAUCUCAGCAUGUGACAGGCCAGGCAGAAAACCCUUCUCGGACUUCUGGUUGGGCCUGAUGACUUGUCAGUAGCAUACUGUGGGCCACAAGCGAGGUUAAAGGAGCUGUAGAAUAGGAAUAUUGUAGUGGUGCCACGUUGCUGAGUGAAGGCAGGAGCAGAGGGCAAAUGUGGCUGGCUGGCAAGAGGGCAACGGGUCUGAGCGGUCACUGAAGCAUUUAGCUUUUCAGUGGCAUAGAAAAUCCAAGAUGUACAAUCUGUCACAUCCCCAGACCAUGGCUGCAGAAGAUUAUCUGAAGGUGUUUGGCACAGCAGGGGGACAAGCAACUCUUGCUUUGCUGACUUCUUCAUUAUCCAGAUUUGUUGUACUUGUUUAAAUCCAAAGUCCUGCCGUUCUGCCCCUGAUCUGGUGGCUAGAUCCAGAGGUGGGGUAUGGCACAUGUCAGUUAGUGGGUGGAACUUGCACCCCUAGAAAGUGAGGGGCAAUAGGGCGUUGCAGAGGGCAGUUAAACCACAAGGGGUGCAAACCACCCUUCUGUUUCUGACUCUUGUUUUGAUUUUGUUUAUGCAUCAUGAUCUUAUUUCAGGCUGCUCAGUGGAGCGAUCGUGUUUUCUGCACCCUGCAUUGGCAGGUGGGAGGGAGCCCUACCUAGUAAAGUGUGUGUGUGUGUGUAUUUCUACUAAGUGGCUGUUAGCAGAUGAGCUAGUUAUCCAUAGAAUCAGGAGCUGGUCUGGAGGACGAUAUGGGAUUUUUAAUUUAAUUAUAAUCUGCAAUAGAAAUGCAAUAAUCCCAGUGUGGAAAGAGAUUGUUGAAUAAAGUUUUGAGAAUCAUCGUUUGGGGUAAAUGAGAGGCUUGUAAUUAGUAGACGGGUGGGGGGGGCAUUUUCAAUAUAACAGGGAGGUUUGGAUAACCGAGGAUGAAGCAAAGUUGCAACACUCAAUCUCCCCUUCUCCCCCCAGAUUGCCAGCUAGAGUGAAGGGUUAGCAGCAGAAUUAGCCCCUAGUGGCUGGGGUAGCUGUCCACUCCUCGCAACCAUAGGAUUUUCUCAAGGGUCAAUAUGCUGAUUUGAAAUAUGCCUUUGUUUAUAUUUUUCAUGAUACCCUUGCACAUUCAUGAAGGUGAUUUUUGUUUGUUAGUGUUUUGAGUGUCUCGAGUUUUCUGACAAUGUAAACGUUUUAAAUAAGACAUUUUUAGUUCCUGCAUUAGGCAGAUGUAGCUUUGGAACUGAGCAGGCGGUACAGUGGGUACUAUCGAGAGAGUUUAGACCUGAUCUGAUGGUCCAAGGCAGGACUGGGAGACAGGAAUUCCCAAAUCUGAAUCUCAGCCCUUGUACUGACUCCUCACCUGCCUUUGGGUGAACUGCUUAACCUCUCUGGCUCAGUUUCACCAUUUGUACCUCGCAGGGGGGGAGAAAUCAUCAGUCUACCUCACAGGGCUGUUGUGAGGCUUAUUUAGCCAUUGUCUCUUAAGCGCUUCAAAGACGGAAAGGCUACUGUAAGUAUUAGUGAAGAGGAAGAUGGUGAGAAGAAUUAGCUGGAGGAGGAGGAGGGAACCUGCUUUGGGUUCUUGAAAAAAGGAGCCUGUCAAAUGUAGAAGGUUAAUUUAUUUAAUACAAGGCUCUUCCUUUUUUUUUUUUCCCCCCCACCCCCAUCCCUGACAUGGUUGGGAGUGGAUGGUUGCUUUGGUUACUGUACUGUAUACCCCAGGACUGCUUUUCAAGCUACUAGCCUGUGAUUUCUGAAAAAAAUAGUUUCAGGCUAGUGCUAUUUUCUGAUCAGAAUGUCUGAGUGGAUUCAGAAAUGAACAUUGUAGAUACAUGGCAAUGGGGAGACUGCAGGUUUCCACUCUGCAGUGAUCGUACCUUCGCCCAGAUGGCUGGGAUGAUGUGCCUAAUCUAAGGUGCACACUGCUGGACGAAUUCAGGUCUGGCAGGCCAGAGAAUUACAGUGCUGAUGCUGAACCUUCUCCAGUGAAAGAGACGGAACACGUGGCGUGGUGUUAAUCUAGCUUUGGGGACAAAUACAAACCUAACUAGAGAUGACAAAAUUACUUUAAAGGUGGGAAUCUCGACCCAGAGAAGUGGGGCAGGAAUCACUUUAUCCUUAUGUUUUGCAAAAAGGCCUUCUUUUUCUUUAUUUGCUUAAAACCAUUAUUCCCGGAUGCAUGUAGGUUUUGCCUUUUCUCUCCCUCUCUCGUGCAUGUAAAUUAUGCAAAGCUGGAGUGAUUGUGUAGCAGAAAUAUAAGCUGACGCUAGGCACCAGACCCUUGGGCGCUGUGGAGUGGUGCAGCUCGACAGACCUGCAUCAGCUAGGGUUGGGACCUGCACUUGCAGGUUGCUGGGUUCAGUGACACUGGUCACGUCCAAUCAGUUCUGUUAAAUUAAUGAUGAAAUGUAAAAAAAAAAAAAAAAUAAAAUCAUGAACUCUUCAGUGGGGCAGUUUAAAACCCGGAGUGCACGUUUUCCUCAACGGGUUUACGAAGACGUGAUAUUCAUAGACAAGUCCAAUGAUUUCUCUUUUAUGAGGAUUUCAGUGAAAAGAGUUUCCGUGAAGCACUGCAGCGUGUGCUUUCGACACACAGAAGUCAAUGGAAUUUAAGCACACACUUAAGUGUUUUGCUGAAUCGGGGCCUUGGCUCAAGUGAGAGGGGAAUCAGGCCCUAGGACUUAACCAAAAUCCCUUUUAAACUGUUAACUUUUUUAAAGAGCGAUGCAUAAUUAUGUGUCAGAGAUCUGUUCCCCCUCCGUGUGCACAGGUAGCUUCCAUUAAAAUGUCAAUCAGAAGGGGGAGUCUGAGUGUGCAGUGAGGGACAACAGCCCCCUUCACUAGGCACUUGCAGGUGAUCUGGGAGACAAAGCAAUGAAACGCUAGUCCAAACAUUACGGAACAAACCACGCUGUAGAUUUCCUGAAACGUUGCAUUGAAACCACUUUUAUAGAACGGGUGGGUGUGAAACGGGCCAGACAUGGCAGUUCUGAAUCAAGACAAAUGAUGAAGGGCCACUCAGGCUGUGGAGAGUUGGAGAAAACAGCAAACACACCAAGGAAGCUCCUUGGGGAUAAAAAACCAGCUUUGGGCAGAAGAGGGAUUGCAUGCACCUCAGGUUGGGGAAGUUUGCAGGAAUUUGGAGAGUCUUGAGCAUUUAAAUAUGGCUGCAGCCAAGAGUGGUGGUGAUCCCAGAGUGAAAUUCAACCCUUGUGUAAUGCGCCUAGGUGAAUUAGACCCUGGACUCCCCUUGACUUUCAGUGGGAUUUAGGUGCCUAACUCACUUAGGCCCUUCGGAAAAUCUUCACCCAGGCCUUGUGCUGGCUUCCUGCAUAGCGAUCGGUGUGAAUUUCAGUACAGCCAAUGCUUCUCAUUGUAGUUUUGUCUGUUGCGGAUACAGAGAAGCAAUAAAGAAACCAAGGGUUUUAAAAUCUGUAACAAUAGACCAGUUCACAGACAUUGGCCUGACUCAAGCCAUUCGCAUUGCCUGCUGCUGUUGCUGUGAAGCCUUUUUCAUCAGCCAUUGAGAGAACUGUGUGCUUGUCCAUAUAGCACAGAAAGGGCAUCUUCCCGCUUGGAGAAGAUACAGAACAGCUUGGCCUUGCUGAGUGAAGGCGCCAGUCUUGCAAUUGGAUUCCAACAGCUGGAUCUUUAACCCGACACUAUACAGCCCUUCCGCAUGGUCUAAGUGCAAGACUGGAGCCGCCUUUCCCCUUCCACCUGAGAUCUAAGGCUCUUUAAUCAAUGAGGAUUUAUUUAAAAACAGCAGCAGCAACAGUUUAAAAAUAAUUUAAAUAUUAAAAGAACGGUCCUGGUCCUUGAAGAGGGGACAGUAGUUGGAUCACUGCUGGCAGUAGCACACAGUCAAGACUCGUAUUGCAUAUCAUAUGAUUUUCUUUAAUAGCAGUGAGAUAUAUUGCUUCGAUUUACCAUCGUGCAUAAAAUAGAUAUAUUUUUAAGUGUGUGCACAUAAUACACUCUUUGGAUCAAUUUCAGUGGGCUAAAUCAGUUUUGUAUGGAACAUUCUUGCAUUGUACAUAGAAGUUUAGUUGUUUUUUUCCAGUUCCUUCUCUUUUUUGGGUAUACAAAGAAGUUUCAUCUAGAGGAACUUUCUAAGACAAAGUGUGAAUAUUAUUUUUAUUACUCCUUUGUACAGUAUUCUAAGAGAAACUAAUAAAGGUCAGUAUUCAUGUAACAA